This is a messenger RNA of Caenorhabditis auriculariae, 4204 nucleotides long. NCBI's taxonomy places the organism in Eukaryota, Metazoa, Nematoda, Chromadorea, Rhabditida, Rhabditidae. The record is from the annotation of a GenBank genome assembly.
AUGAUUAAAAAAAAGUUGGAAAAUGUUUUGCCAUGAAGCUUUCAUAAAAUUUGUCUUUGCUCCCUCGAAAACACAGUUAUGUUAUCAUGGGGCUCGUAUUUAUUGACUAUCCAGAAUUAAUUUCGAGAAAAACUGUCUUUAUUUUCGUCCAGAGCAUACAAACUUGCUCCAAAAAACAUUAGCUGACAAAAAUCCUUUAUUUCUCCCUGAAACAUUCCCAGAAGCAUGCAGGGUUCAAUCGACGGUUUUUUUUUCAAAUUUUGAAUUUGAAUUAAGCUCAGUAAAUAUGUCGAGUACCUCUUUAAGAAUUUAAGCAUCCAUUAUUUGAAAAAAAAAAUUUAAAUUGGACAAAAUUAUUCAAAAUAUUUUUAGCAGCCAGCAGCGUGCACCAGCAUUGAAUGCUUUGAUCGAGAACGAUUUCAUCAAAAAUGCGGUUUUCCUAUCAUUUGGUCGAAAAACACCUUGUCUUUCAAUAUUUAGUACUCGGAGCUCAUUUUUCUGAUCGACAAAAUGGAAGCCAACGAUAUGUCGCUGAAAUUGGUUGGCGUUGGUUUCUGUCUGGAAAAUUCGUCAAAUUCGAUUCUUUGAGGGCCUACAAGUUUCGGCGUGUACUGUGGCUCGGACUCUUUUGGUUCGGGCCAGUAUGUUGAGCGAUUGGGACUUGGUCAAUGAAAUUGCGAUCAUGGCGAACAAACGCCUAUGCAAGUUUGGAUUUAACGCAGAAAUGCAGGGAAACACGUAUUUGGUGAGGAUUUAUUGGUUCGUAAUGAUAAACAAAAUACGUAACGUUCGACGUUUCGAAUAUUCGAAUAUUUUUUAUCAAUUCAAUGAAAAAUAUGCAUGAGCAAGUUUUUUUGUGGGAAGUUUCGAAACAAAAUUCAAACAUGAAAUUUCAAAAAAAAGCUGUUACGAUACGUUUUUGUUGCUUCAAAUAACUCUUUUUUUGUUUUGAUUUAGUUUUUUUAUUAACUUAGAAUGCAUUUUUGAUGUAACUAACUAUUUCCUGUAGUUAAAAUCCAUUUCGAUAGAGUUCAAAACCAAAAUGACAGAACGCGCAAAUAGAAAACGCGCUCUUGUCUUAGCAAUUUAAAAAAAAACAUAUAAUCAAAUAGCGAACCGUCGGCGCCAUCUUCGAUCUCAUCCAAGUCUUCAUGUACAUUUUUGACGUUCCCCUCAUGAAUACCACUUCAGCUGUUGCGAAUUCCAAGUCAAACAAUGGCAAGUUCCACCAGUAAUAAUAUCAAAUUCGGAAAUUCAUUCCAGAUUUCUUGCCCACACUGAUCGCGACUUGGGAUCAAUGGAAUUACUUGAAUGGGCCGAUGAAAAGCGAGAAACAGCAGAUUUUGGCGUGGGUCCAACGUCUGCUCGAGACUUUGCCGCCGAACGAUCCCACUGCGAUUCCGGCGGUUAACCUGAUGCUUCCUGAGUGAAAUUAAAAGUGAAUAAUGCAGAAAGAGAGCAAAAGAGCCGAUUGCGCGGACAUGGCGCUGAACUUUAUGAACAACAUGAUCAAGUUGGUCAACAGCGGCUCGGAAUCUCCAGAUUCUACGGCUCAUCCAUUCAAAGUCACUCGGGAAGAGUUCUCUCAUUCGGAAGUUCAAGUCGCGUUGACCAAGAUUGGACUUGGUGAAUCAUUAAUUGAAAAUUUUCAAGUUUUUUCAAUCUUUAAAACGCAGGAGCAAAGAGAGAAAAAAUCUCAAAAUAACAAGUUCAAAAUUUGCAGGAAAUCUCGACCCAAAAGCUUCGUCUACUGCUCAUGAACUGUUUGGACGGUUGAAGAUUCAGAUUGACAACUUUUCUCGUUAUUUAUGUUUUUAUCUUCUUUCCAAUCACACAAAAAAAGAAUAUUUUUCAGGUGUAGAGAAUGGAAUGAAGGAUCUCCAGGUCCUCGAUAAAGUCCCGCCGGCUCCACAAAGUUCUUCUGAAAUUUUGAUAGUUUUUCUAACAAAAAUUCAUUUGCAGAUUGUUCUAAUUUGCCCUUUCCAAUUGUCAAAAAUGAGCUUCAUGGUUUGGUGGAUAAAAUGUUCAUGGAGCGGGCUCGGAGGGAUCAAGCAAUUUUGCUCAAGGUGGGAAUUGAAGGAAAACUUUUCCGAAUCUAUUACUUCUUUUGAAGAACCAGAAUCCUCAUGAACUUCGACCUCAAAUGGCUCAAAGAGCGCCCAAUAUUGCGGAUACUGUUCAAAAGUAUGAAUAUAUGCCGUCGAAUAUCAAUCGGAACAUCCUGCCGUCCGGGUGAAUUUAAAGUUUCACGAAAAUCACGAAAAAGCUUGAAGAUCUCUAGUUUCAUUUCAUUCUUUUCGUACCGAAACCUCGUUGAAUCGUUUUUUUUUCGCGUAUUUAGGAAAUAUAAUCUUACACCUUUACUAUUUUCCUGAAUUUCGUGGGUUUUUCGUUCAAAAUUUGAUGGUAUGGAAAAAAAAAGCCAGUGAAAUUUCAAAAGGUGACUUUUCCGAUUUUUUCGUAUCGCUAGGGAACUUUCCGACGUAUCCCUUUCCGACUUUUAUCCCUUAUACUUUUCGGUUUAUAAAACAUCUUUUAGUAUUUUUUUUUUCCUAUUUAUUUAUGUUUUAAUCAUGAAUAACUUGCCUACUUUAUAUAGGAAGAUUGAAAACGAAGAGUUUAUCGAGAAAAAAGUCGGAAAAAAAUUCGGCGGAAAGGUGGCCGUCGGAAAGUUCUCUAGCGAUAUGAAAAAAUCGGAAAAGUCGCCGUUUGAAUUUUCGCUGGUCUUUUUUUCAUACCAGCCAAAAUUUUGGGACUAUUACCGCAAGGUUUCAAAAUGUAUAAACUUUCUAGUCAAAAGAACUCUUUUCUAUUGACUUUACUGCCCUUUUAGAAUUUUUGGAACGAAAAAUUCGCUAAAAAGGUUCCUUUAAAAAAAAAAAAAAGCUCUUAAAAGGACAGGAAAAAAGUUUGAGCUUUUUUUCACAGCCAUUUUUCUGUAAAAAAAAAAUCUUUUGAAGAGCUUUUCCGUUUUUUCCUGAGAUUCUAGUCAUCCUUAAUUUCUUUUCUUUUUAUAGACCUGCCCUCUCUCCCAGAAUUCCUUAUCAAAACCAACGAUAUCCUCAAUCUUAUGCUUAUCAAAAUCAAACACACAAUGGUAUAAUCAUCAUAAGGGCGUCAGAAACAAGAGCAAAAUUCAGCUUCGCAUUCGAGUCAAAGAUCUCAAUAUCCAUCCCAAAGUUCGACCUCUUACGCUACUGGGCAAAGCUCUACGGUUGAAAAAAAAUUCUCAUUGAAUAUUCGGAUAUUAAAAUUACAGAUUGUCUCGAGAAACGAAUAUCGUCAAAGACCAACGCAAAAUGUAAUUCAAUUUCAAAAUCACUUUAAAUAAAGAUGAAAUUUAGGCUUAUCGAGAUGUGAACGAGAAUAUGCAGUUUGAGAUGAAUUCCAGGAAUUAUUCCGGAGUUCCAGCAAAAGUGUCUCCUUCGGAAAUUCAGGUUGAAAAUAUAAAGAAAAAAAUAAAUAUUUAAAAAAAAAAGGAAAUUUUCCGAUUUUUGGCGCGUAAUAGAAGUUUGAAUUGGAGUUAAGGUUUGAAAAGAUUUUCCUAGUUUUCAGGAUUUCGAAGUUCAUUAUGAAGGGGAUUGUGGUUGGAAGUGUAGAUUAGUUUUUACAGUUUGAAUUUGUUCAAAAUUAUCUCUGACUCUCCAAAAUUCAGUUAUCUUUUUCACUGUCUGACCCAUAUUUUGAAUUUCGUGUAAUCACUUCGAAAAUGAGAUACUAUAUCUGAUUCAAGGCCAGCUUGGGACGCUAAGGGGCGUGUCCUGUCUGCGCUCUCCACGAGCCAGGCGCUAUUUCGUGCAUUUGUCAGGACCAUUUUUUCGAGAGCUGAAGUCACCAGCUUCACGGCUGGUGGCUUCAUCGAUUUGAAUCAGCUAUAGCUAAAGUUCGUGUAUCCUUAAGAUCUGCCAAUAAAUUUUUUUUUUGCAAAUUCUGACGUCGGAAAUUUCACAGAGAACCAACUCGAGCUCUUCUGAAUCUUUCAUUUCGGCCAGGAAAUCGGAGGGCUUCACCAGCGUCAGCGAAUAUAUGAUGGCAAAAUUUUUUUACUAAAAUUAUUUUUCUAAAACUCUCCUUUCAGGGCCUCCCAAAAGUUUCGGAGACACCAGAAAAAAACCUUCGAGCCCUCCAAUUUACCCUCAUUUCUCUACUAUCAAAGUCGAUCCCGAUGAGUAGGUUUUCAAUGAAAUUACUUUGUAUUAUCUGA